AUGGAACAUGUUGCAUUUUCAUGGAAGUCAUUUGGGACUAGUAAUGAAAAUUGGGCUUGUCACUGGCAUCAUCUCCCUCAAUGCAUAGCUGUGGGAAGGACUUUUGCAGCUCUAAAGAAUUACCAAGUAGAUGGGAAUAAGGAGAUGAUUGCAAUUGGGCUUAUGAACAUAGUUGGUUCUUCCACUUCUUGCUAUGUUACAACAAGUGCUUUCUCUCGAUCAACAGUGAAUCACAAUGCAGGGGCAAAAACUGCAGUCUCUAACAUAAUAAUGGGAGUGACAGUGAUGGUGACACUCCUCUUCCUCAUGCCACUGUUCCAAUACACACCAAACGUUGUGUUGGGUGCAAUCAUAGUCACAACAGUUGUUGGCCUCAUUGACCUUCUUGCUGCUUAUCACAUCUAG
Ilex paraguariensis (yerba mate) is the source of this 405-nucleotide messenger RNA. NCBI's taxonomy places the organism in Eukaryota, Viridiplantae, Streptophyta, Magnoliopsida, Aquifoliales, Aquifoliaceae. The record is from the annotation of a GenBank genome assembly.